Chaetura pelagica (chimney swift) is the source of this 969-nucleotide messenger RNA. It is a transcript of the gene CRTAP, whose product is annotated as cartilage associated protein. Gene Ontology annotation, biological process: peptidyl-proline hydroxylation to 3-hydroxy-L-proline; collagen fibril organization. Gene Ontology annotation, cellular component: endoplasmic reticulum. Lineage: Eukaryota; Metazoa; Chordata; Aves; Apodiformes; Apodidae. Bases 63 to 737 code for a protein of 224 amino acids. The record is from RefSeq and is a predicted model, not a curated record. Gene Ontology annotation, molecular function: protein binding; collagen binding. The transcript is spliced from 6 exons.
AUAAUCUUCCAAAAGCCAUUGCAGCAGCUCACACAUUUCUUCUGAAGCAUCCAGAUGAUGAAAUGAUGCAAAGGAACAUGGCCUUCUAUAAGAGCAUACCUGAUGCUGAGGAGCAUAUUAAAGACUUGGAGACAAAGCCUUAUGAGAAUCUCUUCGUCAGGGCUGUGAGAGCAUAUAAUGGUGACAACUGGAGAACAUCCAUCACGGACAUGGAACUUGCUCUUCCUGAUUUCUUCAAAGCCUACGAUGACUGUACAGCAGCCUGUGAAGGCUCCCGAGAGAUCAAAGAUUUUAAAGACUUCUACCUCUCCAUUGCAGAUCAUUAUAUUGAAGUCCUUGCAUGCAAAGUGCAAUGCGAGAGUAAUCUGACACCCAUUAUAGGAGGCUUUGUUGUUGAAAAAUUUGUGGCCACAAUGUACCAUUACCUGCAGUUUGCUUAUUAUAAAUUGAAUGACAUGAAGAAUGCAGCUUCUUGUGCUGCUAGUUACCUUCUGUUUGACCAGAAAGAUGAAGUGAUGAAACAGAACAUGGUGUAUUAUCAGUACCACAAAGACAAAUGGGGACUUAAAGAAGAGGAUUUUCAGCCCAGAUCGGAGGCAGUUCGAUACCACAAUAUAACAACGCUCCAGUUGGAAAUGUAUGAAUUUGCAAAGGAACAUCUGAUGGAUGAUGAUGAGGGUGAAGUUGUGGAAUUCCUUGAUGAACUGUUAGAAGUAGAAGAAAAGAAGGAAUCCUGAUGAGUGAAAUCACCACAAAGUAUUUUACAAAAGUGAAGACUCACCAUUGCUCCUUACUAUUGUUUUUGGUCACCUGUAGUUCCAGUUAGAAAUACCUCAAAGUAUCUCCUUUAAGCUCCACCUUAUGUCACAAGACCCACUCCUGGAAGAUCACCUCUGUGCUGCACUGACUCUUCCGUGAGCAUGGCUUUUCCCGGUGCACUUACAGAAUUGGUGCAUCUGGGUUUUGCUC